CUUACGGUAUUUUUUUAAGAUAGUCCCAUAAAAUAUUUACAAAACUUUGUGAAAUUUACCUUUUUAAAAAAUCCCCAAACCGCAAACUGACAGUUUCCCAAAAAAAAAAACUGAGUCCAAUUAUCACGGGGGCUUAGGUGGCUUCACUCUGAACUCUCUCACAGCCUCGGUGUGAGAUCGGAUGAGAGGGAGCCUUGCCCCUGACAUUUCGGCCCCAUUUUCUCCUACAACCUUGGACAAGAGAGGAGAGGGAGAGAAGGGAGGCGCGUGAUUCGAUCGAGAGAAUAGGGAGCAAAGUGGAGCGAGGGUUUGGGCGGCAAAUCAGCCGGGCGGAAGGAACAAGAUUCCUUCGACGACGACGAUCUCUCUAUCUAUCUGGAUCUCCUCCUGCUCCCCGAGUCUCCCGCUCCUGCCACCACUCACCGCUCGCUCCCACACUCUUCGCCCUAUAUAUAUACCCCCUCCUCCAUCGAUUCGGUAGCCUGCCACAUCCGUGCUUGCAUGCGGCUCAACUCCUCUUGUGUUCCUCCGAGAACCACGCCUCCAUCGAUCGAUCGUCUGCGAUCCUUGUCACGGCUUGAACUGUGAUCAAGAAACGCCUUUCUGAUCGAUGCGCGGUUGAUUGAUCUUGGUGCGGACGGAGGGAGAGAGAGAGAUGGUGCAGGAGCACGGCGGGAGUAACCACCUGCAGCAGCAGCAUCAGCACCAGCUGGCGAAGUACGGCGGCGGUGUGGCUGGCACCGGCGUGGCGCGGGCGUCGAGGAAGAACAAGCCCAAGAAGGUGCCCCAGCGCGGCCUCGGCGUGGCGCAGCUGGAGAAGCUCCGGAUCGAGGAGCAGAAGAAGAUGGAGGGUGGCGCCGCGUUGUCCUCCCACGGCGCGCUCGGCGGCGGUGAUGGCGUCCUCGGCCACCUCCCUCCUCCGCCGCCGCCGUCGCUCGCGUUGAGCGCCCUGCAGUCGAGGUCCGCCGCGGACGGUGGCUUCCCGGCGGCGCUCUGGAGCCCAGUGGAUCCCAUCAAACACCCGUACAAGAGGAGCCUGUGCCCACAGCCUCCAUCCCCGAUGGUGAGCACGGGCCUGUCGCUGACGGCGUCGGCGCGCCACCCAACGGAGCCCCCUUCAAACCAAAUGUACAGCAGCAGCGGCAGCAGGAGCAGCGCCGCGGCGGCGGAGGAGGAGAGGGAGACGGGCGGCGUGGACAGGUCAUGGCCUUUCAUGUUCAAGGGCAUGGCCGCCUUCAGGACGACGACGAGCAGAGCUCCUCCUCUGGUGGCGCCUUUCUCGGCGAGGACGACGACCACCGGCGAGCUGGCAGGGUUGGCCGAUGUUGGUCCUGACCUGAGCAGAUACGAGUUCAGAGCAACAAAUUAUUUCAGUGCCAAUGCAAAUUAUUCAGACUGGACAUCUGACUUUGCUCACUGCAAAAGCAGCAAGGAGAACGGCCGUGCCAGAGACCCUGCCUUCCUCACCUUGAGCUCACAGCCUCCACACCUCCUCAAGCAGCCUCAUGUGGUGCCAUCAUACAACGACUUCAGUGCCAUGGCAUCUCAGGGAAGCAACAUUUCAUCAUCGUCGUCGCAGCCAUUCUACAGCUUCCUUCCAGUCGGUCCGGUUCGUUGCGAAAGGACCUUGAGCGAGUGCAAGACCGAUGUGUCUGAAGGCGUCGACUUAGAACUGAAGCUAGGAAAUUGCUGAACUGAACUUGUCCUGUUGCUUUCUGAAAAAAAAAAACUGCAAUGAGGUUUACCCAAUUACCCUGUUGUGUGAAAAAAAGUAGAAACUUGUUUAGUCAGUAAGACCAGAUGUAUAAUCAGUUGCUUCUAGAAGAUGCUUUCCCUCCCAAUAAUCAUCUGCUGAUGGUUUACUCUGUCCCCAGUUCAUUUCUAGCAAAGCAAAAGAGUGUGCAUAAUGGAAACAUGAAGCAUUUAUAUUA
This is a messenger RNA of Oryza sativa Japonica Group (Japanese rice), 1931 nucleotides long. Its product is annotated as protein SPEAR2. NCBI's taxonomy places the organism in Eukaryota, Viridiplantae, Streptophyta, Magnoliopsida, Poales, Poaceae. Gene Ontology annotation, molecular function: DNA-binding transcription factor activity. The record is from RefSeq and is a predicted model, not a curated record.